Molecule: messenger RNA, 348 nt
Organism: Necator americanus (New World hookworm)
Lineage: Eukaryota; Metazoa; Nematoda; Chromadorea; Rhabditida; Ancylostomatidae
Exons: 1
Coding region: 1-348 (115 amino acids)
Source: RefSeq, a predicted model, not a curated record
AUGGUAUGUCACAAUAAAGAUCUUUACGCAGAAAUUGAUGUAGUAUACCGGCGGAUGACACGUGGAAGAUGCCAACAUCUUGCACUGUCAUCGAAAGUGGCUAAAGUAAAUCGUCUUCGCUUCUUUGGUCAUAUAUUAAGGAGACCGGCAGAUCGCCUUGUUCAAAGUGUUCUGAGGAGUUUUGUGGAUAGACAGUUCAGGCAAGACGUAGUGUUUCGCAGAAUAUGGAAUAGCGACGAAUGGAUUGAUUCUGUGCAAGAUCUCGCAGAAGAUCGAGAAGGUUGGGCAGAGCUGUGUUCAAGGACGGCACACCUCGGCGAAGAUGCGGGUAAUCGCGUCAGGCGAUGA